AAGAAGGCCACUCUCCAAAAAUCUCUCGUUCAAUUCCUUCCAGAAUUGAUGCUCUUUGAUUCCCUUGCGAUGAUUCAUCUUUCUCGCUGUGGGGGGCCUUCUGUUUCCCCUUUUCCCCUCUCUGACACCUCAAUUUCAACCCAAUUUCACCAAUCAAUCCUUCUUUUUCUUCGCCAUAGCCUUUUUUCAAACCUUCCUCUCACUUUUUCCUCUCAAAUUUCUCCUCCUCCUCCGCUUCUUCUUCCAAUCCCCAUAACUUGAAGGAAGAGAAGAAAAAAGCAACGGAUUCUAAGGUUUCAGUUCAGAUUAUCUGUACUUUCUAUCCAAAAAACAGUCGACCAUGGCCGGCGGCGCCGCCACUGCUUCGGCAAGUGCACAGACGGCGGCCACGAAGUUUAUUAAGUGCGUGACGGUUGGAGAUGGCGCCGUUGGGAAGACUUGCCUUCUCAUUUCUUACACUAGCAACACUUUUCCGACUGAUUAUGUUCCUACUGUUUUCGACAAUUUCAGCGCCAAUGUUUUGGUUAAUGGCCAAUCUGUGAAUUUAGGUCUCUGGGACACUGCGGGUCAAGAAGAUUAUAGCAGGCUAAGACCUUUGAGUUACAGAGGAGCUGAUGUUUUCCUUCUUGCCUUUUCGCUCAUAAGCAGGGCCAGCUUUGAAAAUAUAUCGAAGAAAUGGAUCCCAGAGUUGAGGCAUUAUGCCCCAUCAGUGCCCAUUAUUCUUGUAGGGACCAAACUAGAUCUGAGAGACAAUGAACAAUUCCUCUUGGACUAUCCUGGGGCGUGUACAAUAUCGACGAAACAGGGCGAGGAGCUAAAGAAGCUUAUUGGAGCAGUGGCAUACAUCGAGUGCAGUUCAAAGACACAACAGAAUGUAAAGGCUGUGUUUGAUGCUGCAGUGAAGGUGGUUCUUCAACCUCCAAAACCCAAGAGGCCAAAGAGAAAACAUCCAACCUGCAAUUUUCUCUGAGAAUGUUUAAGCCUCUCUCCUCCCUCAUUUAUUAUUCAACUUCCCAUAUCACUUCUAAUUAAACUACUUUGUAUGUUACAACUUCUAUGAUCUUUAUAGGGUCUAUUUUAAAGGUUGUGUUUCUCGGGAGAUUUGAACGAGCGAUGUCUUGGUUGAGGGGAUGUGUUUUAGUUAUUGGUUUCUCCUAUUGUACUUUCUUGUCUCGACGUCUGAAAGAGAUUGCAUUGAUAGUUUUGAUAACGAGUUUCAUUGGCAUCUA
This is a messenger RNA of Cucurbita pepo subsp. pepo (vegetable marrow), 1229 nucleotides long. RefSeq names its product rac-like GTP-binding protein ARAC4. Lineage: Eukaryota; Viridiplantae; Streptophyta; Magnoliopsida; Cucurbitales; Cucurbitaceae. Gene Ontology annotation, molecular function: GTP binding; GTPase activity. Gene Ontology annotation, biological process: small GTPase-mediated signal transduction. The record is from RefSeq and is a predicted model, not a curated record.